Molecule: messenger RNA, 3362 nt
Organism: Menidia menidia (Atlantic silverside)
Lineage: Eukaryota; Metazoa; Chordata; Actinopteri; Atheriniformes; Atherinopsidae
Source: the annotation of a GenBank genome assembly
GGGGAGACCCGCUGUCCUGUGGGGGGAGCGGCCGUGGGUCCUAAGAAGCGGCUGCUUUCUGUUGAAAGCAUGACUUCUCCGUCCAGAGAUGUGGACUUUGUUUGCUCUCGUUAACCUUUUGGCUCUGUGCUCCGCAGUGUCCACCACUCCUCCCAGACCCAUCAAUGUCAGCUUCUCCUCCGUGAAUCUGAGGAAUGUGUUGCACUGGUUUGCUGGAAAUGGCACACCAGACGACACGUUUUUUACCGUGCAAUAUGCCAUCUACGGGGACACGAUAGCGGGCAGCAAAGGAAGACGGGUGAACUGGAGAGCCGUGCAGCAGUGCACAGACAUAGCUCGGACCUGGUGUGAUCUGAGCUCUGAGACGUGGGAUGUGGAGCAGGGGUACCACGCCCGCGUUCGCGCCGUGGGCGGAGGAGCAUCCUCCAAAUGGGCUCUGACAAGCAGGAGAUUUGACCCAAAAUCGGAUACCACUUUUGGCCCUCCGCUGCUUUCAGUAGAAAUAGAAAACAACAGUGCCAUCAUCACUCUCAGAGGGCCAAUGAGAUUUCUCCCAAACAACCGUACCCCGGCGCUCUCCAUGGCUUCAAUCUACCACCACAUGACCUACAACCUCUCCAUCCGCAACAACCAUCGUGACCAGACGCAUCAUCUUCCAGUGGUCACCAGCCAGUACAAAUACCGCCUGCUGGAAUACAGCACAGAAUACUGCUUCUCUGCUAAAUCCAGGUUCCUCUCCAUGCCAGUGCACUGCCAGAGCUCUGCCUGGCACUGCAAAACCACACCCCGAGAUCCUGUGAUUGAGCAGCUGCAGGUGGUCAUUGUUGGUAUUGUUGUUCCAUCUUUAUUUAUUUGCGUCAUUGUGGUGGUUGGAUACCUUCUCUAUCACUAUGUGGCCGGGAGAGGACAGAAGAGCCCAUAUAUACUGGACUCAUCCUCCUUUCGUCUGGCUCCUUUUAUGCACCCUCCUGACAAAUUCAACCUGACCAAAGUUGAGCCACAACCAGACUCCUCAGUCCCGGAAGGCCAGCUGCACAUUCCCGAUCCCCCACCCAGAUACUCUCCACAGAGGAUUGAUGAACACCCUGAGGCAGAGGAACCGUGUGAUGAUACAUCUUCUAUCUAUGCAUUUCAUAGCAUGGCUUCUGAAAUGAAUCCUAGAGGUGUAGAAGAGGGAGGACGGAGGAAUCGUGAAGAAGGAGGUGAUGGGAAUGAUGUGACAGGUAGUAACAAGAAUGAAGAAAGCAGCGAUGGUCACCCUGCAGGUGUUUAUGCUCCGCAGGCAAAAUCUUUCACCUCACAGGGUCCAACCCACACAUGCAAGCAAACACACACUCGGCAGACAGAGGGGAACGCCCUCGUGCGGGCGCAUGCGUGGUCACAGAUAAACCCCACCUCUCCUGCUCAGACACAGUCAAAAUUACCAAGUUCUCAGAGACCAGUUACAAGGGAGCUUAAUAUAGAAAGAAAGAAUGGAGGGGUUCCAGGUUUGUUCCUCUGCAAUGACCCCAAAACCGGCCUCAUCAGUGUCCUCCAAAACCUUCAGAGAGAGCAGAACGUAGAAGAGAAGGCAAAAGUGGAUGAAAAGAUAGUAGUAGAGGAGGAGGAAGGGAAGGAUUGCGAGCUUGUUUCCCUUCUUUCUUCUUACCCCUCUGGGAACAUGAAAUCCACACUUACUUCAUAUUCUGCCAAAUGUGAUUGUCUGUCGCGUGUAAACGCUGUUCUGGGAGCAGCUGUGAUGCAGAAUGCAGGGGAAGAUUAUUUAGCGGAUGAUGGAGAGGAGGUGGAGGAAGCAAUGUGUAAUAACUGGAAUCCACAGACCAGGAAAACAGGGCCACCAGAGACAAAGGUGGGGCUUAACAUGAAGGAAGGGUUGAAUGGAAUGAUACCUUCUGAGAGAGGGAAAGAGGAUAGAAUGCCAGGAAAGGAUGGGGAGACGUAUGCAAUGAAAGGGAAUUUGACACUGGAAAGUGUUUUUGUCAGGCAGACAUCUGAGGAAGAGAGAAGUCAGGCUGCAGGGUCAGAGGUUGAGGAUAUUUUGACCAAAUGGGACUUGGUAAUCAUGGAUCAGUAGAUGAUAUACAUCUAUAUUUUUACCUUAAUAAUACUUAAAAAAAAUCCAGUAUAAUGAAGAAUAAUUAAAGUACAACCUUGGUAGUCUGUAUAAAUACUUGUUUAAUCAUUUUGUGAUCAAUUUUGAGGGAGAUGUGUUCAGCCUGAAACAUUACUUCAAACAUUGUUUGUGCUUGUAUUUGGUUUUGUGUUUAUUCACAUUCAGUGGACAUCACAAUCCUAAGUCCUAACACCGUCAGACAAACUGAUCCGAGAUCAUUCAUAAAAAGGGCUGCAAUGUUCUUGUCUUUUUCAUUGAUGGAUCAUGACUUCUUUCAGUGUAUUGUUGUUUUUCAAUAGUACCAAAAACCUAUAAAAGGAAGUGUUACAUUAUUUUAUGAUGUUUGUGUGGCAUUAGAAAUUGUAGAUAGUUUGGUUUGUGGUUGUCAUUCUAAGAGACAGUACAUCACUUAACCUGCUUAUUGUAUAUUUAUUUUUCUUCACCCAUGUCAAUUUUGUUUUUACCGUAAUUCCAUUUGUUUCGUUGUUGUUUUGACAUUCUGUUUAUUUAUCUAACUGAAAUAUUCACUCUUCAAGGAAAAAAGUCUUAUCUUUGUCAUAUUUAGCACUUUUAUUCCAGUUUCUAACAUGGAUGGUCUAUCAGUGAAGUGUGCACCCUUGAAGCAUGUUGAUUAUCUGUGCGAAGUGCAACUAAUGAAGUUUGUUCUCAGUGUUAACAGCAUCAACGUGUUGCCAUGGUGAUUUACCUGUUGUUGUCCAUUUUUAUAAUAAAAUGGCCUAUUAAGACAUGUAUAUAUGAAGGUUAUGAAGGUAUUUUAUGUCGUCUCAUUAAAAAGUUGUUAAACUUCUUUAGUUACUGAUCCCUCUACAUUCCUACACAACCAACAAUAAUGCUAUUGUGUGAUUAUUAAUGCUGUUUUACUUUUGUACCUUUAUUUGCUGUGAUAAAGAAUGAUCAGAGAAAAAUGUAUUAAUUUACGUUACAGUGAAUGGAAACUUUGUAUUUUCUUUUGUUUUUGGUUCAUGUUUGUUUUUUAAACCUUGGGUUGUUUGCCUUCAUGUUAUUAUAUUACUAUGAUGGGUAAAAUAUGUUAUAAACACUGAUGCUACUGUCCUUUGAUUUUUAACUUGGACAUUUCUGGAAGUAAAUCUCAUCAACUGCCAAUGAAACACAAUUUUCUAUGACUUACAGGAAGAGAAACUUUUAACAGGUGCAGUAUGUUUCCUUUGUUCCCUCUUGUACACACCUUAUGUAUUUAGUGCUGUGUUUUUGGCCUUCCUUUUAGAGG